Nerophis lumbriciformis (worm pipefish) is the source of this 3125-nucleotide messenger RNA. It is a transcript of the gene fgf14, whose product is annotated as fibroblast growth factor 14. Gene Ontology annotation, molecular function: growth factor activity. Lineage: Eukaryota; Metazoa; Chordata; Actinopteri; Syngnathiformes; Syngnathidae. The record is from RefSeq and is a predicted model, not a curated record.
UCGUCUUCCUUUUACAACAACCAAAAAAAAAAAACCCCCAACAACAACAAACACAACACACACUCUCAAAGGCUCGGGAAGCUCGUAUUGUUUUAGUUGUGCGCGCGGGAGCGAGCUUGCGCGCGCGCGCGCGUGUGUGUGUGUGCAUGUGUGUGCGCGUGCUUCCUGGCGUCUCCUCCCCGGUGCGACACAUGCAAUUAAAAGAGUACAUUUUCUAUGAUCGAGAAGAAGAAGAAGAAGAGGAGGAAGAAGAAGAAGAAGAAGAAGAAGGAUAUUUCCUGUUUCCUAUAUGAUACACCCGGCAGCCUCAUCCUGGAGGACUGGUCCAGCUGUGCCGCUGUUAUCCUCACUACUACUAAUAUUCCUCUUAUUGUGGUUAUGCAACGGCAAGGAUCUCGUCGCUACUUGGCUGCCUGAGCCGCCGGAUUUCGCCCGGAUCAAUCAAUGUGGUUUCUUUGGAACAUUUUCAGCAAAGGAACGCAUAUGCUGCAGUGUCUUUGUGGCAAGAGUCUCAAGAAAAACAAGAAUCCAAGUGAUCCCCAGCUCAAGGGUAUAGUGACCAGGUUAUAUUGCAGACAGGGAUACUACUUGCAAAUGAAUCCCGAUGGCUCUCUUGAUGGCACCAAGGAUGACAGCAGUAAUUCCUCUUUGUUCAACCUUAUUCCCGUGGGCCUCCGCGUCGUCGCCAUUCAGUCUGUGAAGACGGGCUUGUACAUCGCCAUGAACGGGGAGGGUCAUCUCUACACAUCCGAGCUUUUUACGGCCGAAUGCAAAUUCAAAGAAUCGGUGUUUGAGAACUACUACGUCAUCUACUCGUCCAUGUUGUACCGACAGCAGGAGUCGGGCCGGGCCUGGUUCCUGGGUCUCAACAAAGAGGGUCAAGCCAUGAAGGGGAACCGAGUGAAGAAAACCAAACCAGCCGCUCACUUCCUGCCCAAGCCAUUAGAAGUCGCCAUGUACCGAGAGCCAUCGCUGCACGACGUGGGGGAGACGGUGCCCAAGGCGGCGGCGGUCCCGCCCAGUAAAAGCACAAGCGAGCCGGUGGUGAUGAACGGAGGUAAACCCGUCAGCAAGCCCGACAAACCCGCCACAUAGCCACACCCCUCCUACCUCGACUGUGUGCGCCGUGGCGCGCGGGUUUGGGGCGAGGCUAAGGUGAUGACGGAGGCGGGGCCUUUUUCAAACCCCCCUCCCACCGCCCCCUUCCCUCCUCUCUCUCGUCUCCAUGGGCGGAUCCAUCUCUUCUCUCGCUCCUCUCCUCUUCCGCCUCGUCCUCCCCGCUUUUUUUUUCUUUUCUCUUUCCCCCAGCUGUCUUGGUGGAGGGAUUCUGAGCUGGGGGGGAUGGAAGGAGGGUUCUCCAGCGUAGGAUAACGGACCUCUCUGAUCCUGGAAUGCCUUUAAAAAACAAAAACAAACAAACAAAAAAAAAGUCCCUCUGGAACUGGUGUGAAUGUGUCUUUUACAGCCACUUUGCUUGCUGGGGGUGCUUUGGAAAAAAAAAAAAGAACUAAAAAAAAUCAACGACCCGUUUUUCCUUUUCUUUGACGUGCACCUGCAGAUCUAUUUUCUAUACCACGCUUCACCAGCUCUGUCCUGGGAGAGCGGCUGUAUAGAUAGAGUAAAUACUUGGACCACGGUCCUCUAUUUUUUAUUAUGCGUAUGCUCCCCUCCUUUUUCUCCUCCUCUUUCUCUUUUCUAGAUUCCUUUUCGUCAGUUAAACACACACACACACACACACACACACAGACACACACAGCUCGGAGGCUGCAAUCUUCACAUUGAUGAAGUGCUAAUUACCGCCACUGCAACAAUCAGUGCAAGGGGACGUGGGCGGUGGACAAAAUGGUGGAUACAUAUCACAUAAAGCAAGCAAGCGAAGCAUAGAAGCCUGAAAUCUAUUUUUCUCGACGCUUAUAUCCUAGAGUGUGGGUUCUAGGAGUAUCUCUAGGCCUUGUGGGCCUCUGUUUGACUUCUAAGAGACUUCAGUCCGUGCGACUGCGACGACCGGCUGAAGCCUUCACACCCGCAAACGAAAAAGCAUGGGUUCCUCUGGUGUUCUCCGUCUCUUGCAGCGACGACUCCCUGUAUAUUGUAACAUUUUUACUGUAUGAUUAAAAAAAAAAAGCUAUGAUAGGGAGCGGGGAAUGACUCUUCAUAAAAACUUUUUAAAGGAUUAUUUAUCUAAGCAAGAGGAUGCGUCUCCUAGCUCAGCAUGCAGAGUCCAGUACCGAUCAUUCUGGCCUAUCACGUGCCUGUUUUCAACCUCGAUAGUUUUGUUUUUUGUUCCCGGCAUGCAAAAACCGGUUACCAGUCCCCUACUGGGCCAAGAAGGUGCCUCGCCCUCCCCUUAAACCCGCCCAUUCAUUUAGAGGACACGUAGCAUUCGUUAGCAUAGCGAGAAACAACACCCUGCUCUCUCAAAAAUGACCAAAGGCUUUUUUCUUUCUUUACCGCCCUUCAACAGGUUGUUAUACUACGAAAAAAAGUAGUAAUACCCCCCCCCACACCCCACCAAAGUUGUGAGAAUAAAGUCCUUAACCGAACGGGAGAACGAAAAAAAAAAUUUCAAGAAAAAAGUAAAAAAUGAAAAAAGUUGUAAUGUUGCAGGAAAACGUUGUAAUCUGACGAAAAUGUUGUUGCAUGAGUAGUUGUAAUUAUACAAAAAAGUAAUAAUGUUUCUUAAAAAGUAAGUUUAUAGUCCUUUAUCAUUGGAAUUUUUUUUUUUUUUUUAAUGUCCCACUCUUAGGAAAGACAUAAUUAUGUUACAAGAAAUAGUCGGAAACUUGCGAAAAUGUCAUAGCGUGAGUAGUUGUAAUUAUACAAAAAAGUAAUAAUGUUUCUUAAAAAGUAAGUUUAUAGUCCUUUAUCAUUGGAAUUUUUUUUUUUUUUUUUAAUGUCCCACUCUUAGGAAAGACACAAUUAUGUUACAAGAAAAAGUCGGAAACUUGCGAAAAUGUCAUAGCGUGAGUAGUUGUAAUUAUACAAAAAAGUAAUAAUGUUUCUUAAAAAGUAAGUUUAUAGUCCUUUUGUCAUUGUAAAGUUUUUUGGGUUUUUCAAAAUGUCGCACUCUUAGGAAAGAAACAAUUAUGUGACAAGAAAAAGUCGGAAUCUUGCGAAAAUGUCGU